GCCACAACAACAGCAACGCAAAGGGCAAAUCCAGUUCAGCACCUUAAGAAAGUUUGGCUUGCGGAGGUCCGGCCCAACUCCCGACUACAGGGUGUGCCAGGAGGCGAACUGUGCCACUUGCACCAGUCGCCACGUGCAUCCUUGGCUCCACAAGGACACCCCGGUGGCUUCACCUCACGGACGGCUGAACUUGAUCCUGUUGUUUCUCAGCCUCCCGGGACAUCCGGCGCGGACCUCAGCCCUAAAACGGAAAGCGAAACCUAAGGAGAAUUCCGUGCGGGCGCAAAGAGAGAAAACUUCCACCCUUCUCCGGAGUGGCACAUCCGACGGGCGGAGCUCUUUGACGGGCGAAAGGAACGCCCCGUUGCAAGACGCCGACGCAGAGAGAGACGGCAGAAAGGGUCGUCGUUGUCGUCACUUCGGCGCAGCUGCUCCCAAGCCGAGGAGGAGGGAAACGAUGGCCUUCUUCUGGAGUUUCCUCUGGAGCCUUUGCGUCCUUGUGGGUCUCCUGCUGCCGCCCGGCGUUUCCUCUGAAGACUGUGAGGCUUACCGAGAUCCUGAUGGAGAUUGGCAUUCACAGCAGACUUGCUCAAAAUUUUGUUGUGGGACCUGUACUAAUCGUUACUGUUGCUCAGACCUCUUUGACAAAAAUUACCAGAUUCUCUGUCCCUGGAAAAGUACACUUCCAUCUUUCAAGCCUGAACCAUUCAAGAUAGACCCAGAUUUUGAUGAUCUAUAUACGACUGAUUACAGUGGGACGUUUAUAGCAAUUGGCAUUUCAAUUUUCGUCGUGUUUGUAGUAGGCAUCAUUCUCUGCUUCACCUGCUCGUGUUGCUGCCUGUAUAAAGCCUGCCGAAGGAGACCGCAGCCUGUUGUGACCACAGCCACAACUGUGGUACAGAUGCCUUACCCUCAGCAGCCUGGGGUACCAGUUGCUUAUGCUGGAGGACCAUACCAAGGAUACAAUCCACUGCCGGUACAGCCGCAGCCUGGAAUGCCAGCAGCACCCUACCCAACCCAGUACCCUCCACCCUAUCCUACGCAACCUAUGAGGCCACCGCCAUACCAGGAAACAGUGCCAGUUGGUGCCUCAGCUCCAGCUCAACCCCCUUAUAAUCCAGCAUAUAUGGAUCCUCCAAAGGCUUCCUAUUAAAUUGACUUUUGCUGUUGUGUAUCUGCCUGGAAGCCUCUUCAAAUUGCCUUUUUCACAUGGAGUUCUUUCUGAAGAUGAUAUUCUGAUAACUGUGGGUCACAGUUUAGACAACUUUAUUUACAGCGCAUUGAGAAGUGCAAGUAAUUCAAGCAAUUAAAAGAUGAUUUUUUUGGGGGGGGGAAGGGGGAACUAAGAAAGAACUUAAAAAGUAAGCAUCAGGAAUAUAAAUUGGACUAAACAGGGACAGUCAUUUGAGGGAUUAUUUUGGCAUUAUUUCAUCAAAAUCAAUUUAAAAUGGGCUAAUCUCUUCCCAGCUUAGUAUGGAAGAAUAGCAUCUGCUGUGAAACAGACUAUGUUUUCUAAGUAAUAAGGAAAUAGCUCUUUAGCAAGAAAUGGGGCAUGUUGGUCAAUAAUCCCCUUGUUUUUGUUCAUUACGCAACAGUUCCAUAGUCUUUCAGUAUCACAGUGCAAAUUUUUGAAUUUCAUUGGAGUUUCGUCACUAUAUUAUAUAUAAAUAGUGUGUGUAUAUAUAUAUACAUACAU
Messenger RNA from Thamnophis sirtalis, 1696 nucleotides. It is a transcript of the gene SHISA5, whose product is annotated as shisa family member 5. The record is from RefSeq and is a predicted model, not a curated record. NCBI's taxonomy places the organism in Eukaryota, Metazoa, Chordata, Lepidosauria, Squamata, Natricidae.